Molecule: messenger RNA, 1299 nt
Organism: Spinacia oleracea (spinach)
Lineage: Eukaryota; Viridiplantae; Streptophyta; Magnoliopsida; Caryophyllales; Amaranthaceae
Exons: 2
Coding region: 206-916 (236 amino acids)
Molecular function (GO): RNA-DNA hybrid ribonuclease activity; nucleic acid binding
Source: RefSeq, a predicted model, not a curated record
UCGAAGACAAUAAAACCGCCAAUUUCAUUCAGGGAGGCAGUUAGAAAAUCCACGCAAUGGUUUGAAGAGGCGAAAGAAAUUGUUACCAUAUCAAAAGAUUGGACUGAGGAUCUUGAAGACAUAGCACCAGAAGGGUAAGGAUGUCAAACAGAAUCAGGAAGCUGGUAAUUUCAACUUUCAACGGAGACCACCAAAGACUGAUUUCAUGAAGCUGAAUGUGGAUGGAGCAUGGAAAUCAAUGUCAGAAGCAGGUGGAGGGGGUGUUUUUAGAAGACCUAAUGGCUCGUGGUUUGUUGGGUUUUCUUGCAAGUUUAAUGUUAACUCUCCUUUAACAUCAGAACUAUAUGCUUUAAGAGAGGGUUUAAUAAUUGCUAAGGAUCUGAUGAUAGACAAGUUGGAGGUGGAGACUGAUGCAGUUCAGCUGAAGUUAAUGUUGGAAAAGAUGGAUGAGCACACUUAUCAUGAGUUGAGUCCAGUUCUGAGGGAUGUAGCUCAGAUGUUGAGUCAAAACUGGAUUAUCACUUUUAAUCACAUUCCUCGUUUUUGUAACAAGGUUGCUCAUGAUCUGGCAGCUCACUCUCUGGUGAUGGCAGUUGGCCAUAAACUUCAUUACAUUAUCCCAGCUUGCGCAAAGGAACAUUACAUGAAAGAAUUCGAAAUGACAAAUUCUUCUAUGGUAGAGUCUGCGAUAAGGGAUGCUUUGAAGAUGGUAACUGAUCAACCUGCUUCUACUGUUGUCACUUCUGCUUCUCCUGCUCAGAUUGUUUUUGGUUCCAAUGUUUCAAACAUCAGACAAGCAGUAGAUAUUGUAGCUGGGAAAGACAAAGUUCCACAAGACAAAGGAAAGGGUAAAUGUUCGAGCCGUUUGUUGUUGGUGGUUCAACAAUUUCUAAUCCCAUUGAGAUUGUUGAACUAGAAGAUGGUGAAGUUUCCAACAAUUAAGGAGGAGGGAGAAGGUUUUUUUGGGAGACGCAGGUUCUAUUUGCUGUUGUGUUGGCGUCUAAACUUCGGUUUCUCCUGUUUAUAUUUAGGAUUUUCAUAUUUUGUAGGUUUUGGGAAAGGAUCAAGUCAAGAUGGGAUCCAUUUUGAACAAGUUUUUGGGAACGAAAGGGACACAGAUCAGUAAUGCUGCAUCUCAGAUAUCUCAAAUCAAGCCUUUUGGGUAGGUUUAGGUACUUGUUAAUAGUCGGGGAUUAUAUGGUAAUUUUCUUUUGGGCUUCGGGUUUGUUUGUUCUUGCACGCAUGUUUUACCUCUUUAAGAAGUGGCCUUUGUAACAAACCCAUAAUUUAUAAUUAAUA